AUGGCCAGUCCCGUGGUAAUGGAAACUCUCGAGGAGAUCCAGACACGGCAUCGUCGUGAGCUCAAGGACCUGCAGGGCCGCAUAACGGGAAAGAAGAAGAAUGCCACAAAGAAGACGCGCAAAGGCGUAAACGACGAAUGUGCAGAGAUGGAGCGCCAGCUGCGUGAAAAGCAAGCCACCGAGAUCGCCGCUUUGAACAACAGCGAUGACAACAGCGACGAGGGCGAAAGUACCCACACUGAAGCUCAAAACCAGCUCCAGGAAGACAUUCUAGUGAAAGAGACCGAGAAGCUCUCCGUCUCAGAACCGGAACAGCAGCAGCAGCCGCCGGCGCCGGGAAAGAAGCGCAAUCGUCAGAAAGAGCGGCUUGCUCGACGUGCUGCUGAGCUCGAGGCUGAGGCGCAGCGUGCAGAAGAGGAAGCAUCCAGUAUGACCAAUCACCGAGCCAAGGAGAGCGAAUAUAUGAAGUCGACGUUUGAGAAGCAUGGGCUCGUGGAGAAAGAUAUCGCGCCCGAUGGACAUUGUCUAUUUUCAGCGGUGGCGGACCAACUCGGCCAGAAUGAUAUUCCUCUUGGAGACAGUGGCACCAAAGACCCAGCAUACAAGACGGUGCGACGAGUGGCUUCAGAGUAUAUGUUGGAGCAUGGAGACGACUUUGCGCCGUUCCUCGAGGAAGACCUCCAAGACUACGCUCGCAAGAUGCGAGAUACUGCUGAAUGGGGCGGCCAGCUUGAGCUCAUGGCACUAGCACGACAGUAUAAAGCAGAGAUCCGAGUGGUACAAGAUGGGCGCCUUGAGCGUAUUGGGGAGGAAGAGGGAGCCGAGUCAGGCAAAACAUUAUGGCUGGCAUACUACAGGCACGGCUACGGCUUGGGAGAGCACUACAACUCUCUCCGAAAGGCACCAUCAUGA
This is a messenger RNA of Fusarium proliferatum ET1, 912 nucleotides long. RefSeq lists its product as uncharacterized. Gene Ontology annotation, biological process: protein deubiquitination. Lineage: Eukaryota; Fungi; Ascomycota; Sordariomycetes; Hypocreales; Nectriaceae. The record is from RefSeq and is a predicted model, not a curated record. Gene Ontology annotation, molecular function: cysteine-type deubiquitinase activity. The transcript has a single exon. Bases 1 to 912 code for a protein of 303 amino acids.